AUGGUAGGUUGUUUGAAAUACGUGAAAGGUGAAGAUUUUACCGACAAACUUUGCAUGGGCGUGUUCAGUCUUCUCCAAAUGCCACUAAAGCCUUUAGACGACUUGAAAUUCAAAAACAUUUUAGACGUUUCAGACAAAUUAACUUCUUCAGUCAAAGAACUACAAGCAAUCUGUAAAAAAGCUGCAAGCGAAAUUGUGGUUCGACAAGUUCUAGCAGAACUCGAUCAGUGGGACGUUCAAGCCAGAUUUAUUCUAACAGUUCACACAAACUCUAGAGGCAAAAACGUCAAGCUGGGGAAAGAUUUCAAGGAGAUUUUAAGCAACAUCGGAGACAACCAAAGUCUGCUCCAAUUUGUCAAAAAUUCCGCCGAUUAUUAUGAAAGCUUCUCAGAACGUGCAAGCUUAUGGGAGAACAAACUCGCAGUCCUUGACCAAAACUUGUCUCUGUUGGCCCAAAUCCAGCGCAAAUGGGUUUACUUGGAACCCAUUUUCGCAAGCGGAACUCUAAUCCAAGAAAAGUCCAGGUUUGAUAAAAUCGACAAAGACUUCCACCACGUUCUCAUCUUCAUUGAAAAACAUCCUCGAGUUUCUUCUUUGUGUAGAUACCCAAACCUGAGCGCAAUUUUGAAAAACCUCCAAGACCAGCUGAACCGUUGCCAAAAGAGCUUGGAUAAUUUUCUCAUGGAAAAACGUAACAAGUUUCCGCAGUUUCUCUUUCUAGGUGAUGACGAUCUUCUAGAAGUCGUUGGUCAGUCGUCUGAAGAACAAGUCAUUCAAGCGCACCUCAAAAAAUUGUUUGCUGGAAUUAACACGAUCCAGUUGAAUGACGACGGUAGCAAGAUCAUCGCGAUGUGUUCGCUACAAGAUGAAGUCGUACCUUUAACCAACCCGAUCAAUAUAAAUAGACCCGUGGAAGACUACCUCAACUCCUUAGUAAAAGAAAAGCAAUCCACACUGAAAGAGCUUUUGGUUGAGUGUCUCAGCGAAGGCCAAAACGCGGAUCCUCUUAAAUACCCUUCCCAAAUUUUGUGUCUUGCUGAUAACAUCACGUUCACACUUAAAGUCGAACAGGCAAUAGCUAACAUGACUCUACCGCCUCUCCUCGCGUACUACAAAGCCCAACUACCUCACUACAGCUCUUUGGAAUUAAGUGCCGGCGAAGAAACGUCUUUUGCGUCAAUGAACCUCAGCAAGAAUAACGACAACAAUACUCUAGAAGUUAAACUGAAGGCUCUUCUUCUGGAUACCAUACACCACAUUGACGUUCUUGGUGAACUCCUCGACGUCAACGUAACCAAAGUUACUGACUGGGUUUGGCAAAAACAACUACGGUUCUAUUCCAACUCAACUGGUGAAGUCACCGUCAAAAUGGCGAACGCUCGAAUGGACUACGCGUACGAAUACCUUGGAAACUCGCCAAAACUAGUACGCACUCCUCUUACCGACCGCUACUUUUUAACUUUAACCCAAGGAAUGCACUUGAGUAUGAGUGGUAACCCGUAUGGUCCAGCAGGUACUGGCAAAACCGAAUCAGUGAAAGCUCUGGGGGGUCUUCUAGGAAGACAAGUUCUAGUGUUUAAUUGUGAUGAAGGCUUAGAUGUUGCUUCUAUAGGGAGAAUUUUAUCCGGAUUGGUCCGAAGUGGCGCUUGGGGCUGCUUCGACGAGUUCAAUCGACUAGACGAUGCCAUUUUAUCUGCUGUAUCCAUGCGAAUACAACCCAUACAAAUCGCUUUGAGAACAAACCAAGCGAAACUGGUUCUUCUAGACCAGGAAAUUGUCGUCAACAAGCACUGUGGCAUUUUCGUCACUUUGAACCCCGCUGGUGGGAGUUACGGCGGUCGAAACAAGCUACCUGAUUAUCUAAAGCUUUUCAGACCCGUGGUGAUGACCCAUCCGGACCAUGAACAAAUUGCACGAACUUUGCUACAUUGUGAUGGUGCGAACGCCGACAUCAUUGGGAAAAAACUGAUCGAAAUUUUUGAUUCGUCGAGUAAGUUGUUAAGUAAGCAACAACACUACGACUGGGGUCUUAGAGCUAUAAGAACCAUUCUAACUGGCUGCGGCAGGGCUUUAAAGUUACACAGAAAGAAAACUGAAGAAGCGGAAGGUAACCAGUUGUUUGUUGAACCUACUUUGGUUGUCAAAGUGCUAAGAAUGGACACUUUAUCAAAACUGACGUUCUCUGAUAGCGUCAAGUUUGAAAGAUUAAUCAAAGACGUGUUCAAAUAUGUGGUUGUUGAAGACAUGGGAAACGAAAUCCUUGUCAAAGCUUUGGAAGAAAGCUGUCAAGAUUUGGCACUUGCGGUUAACCAAAGACAAAUUGACAAGUGUUUAGAAUUGUACGAACAACUGAAACAACGAAUGGGAGUGGCUAUUGUCGGACCACCCAGUUCUGGCAAAACUUCAGUACGAAAUUUGCUCUUCCGGGCUUUACACAAAAUGGGGAAAACUCUCAAGCAACACGUCUUCAACCCGAAAAGUAUGCAAAAAACCGAGCUUCUGGGUCAAAUCGACUUAGAUACCAGACAAUGGUGCGACGGAGUUUUAACUCUUUACAAUACGUGGUCAUGGAUUGUCUGCGAUGGUAACAUCGACCCGGAAUGGGUGGAAGCUCUAGAUUCGGUCCUUGACGACAACCGACUCCUAUCUCUACCGUCCGGUUGGAGAGUCCAAUUUGGUCCCAAUGUCAACUUCAUAUUUGAAACACAUGACUUAAGUCACGCUUCACCUGCCACGAUCUCAAGAAUGGGUAUAGUUCUACUUAGUGAAGAAGAUCUAGAUUUGAACUCGUACAUCAACAACUAUGUUAAAACACAGUCUGAAGACUUUGAAAUUUUGCUACACUGUGAUUGUUACGCGAACGCCGACAUCAUUGAGCUAUAA
This is a messenger RNA of Zophobas morio, 2883 nucleotides long. Its product is annotated as cytoplasmic dynein 2 heavy chain 1-like. Gene Ontology annotation, molecular function: dynein light intermediate chain binding; dynein intermediate chain binding; minus-end-directed microtubule motor activity. Lineage: Eukaryota; Metazoa; Arthropoda; Insecta; Coleoptera; Tenebrionidae. Gene Ontology annotation, cellular component: dynein complex. The record is from RefSeq and is a predicted model, not a curated record. Gene Ontology annotation, biological process: microtubule-based movement.